This is a messenger RNA of Aspergillus pseudotamarii, 1033 nucleotides long. RefSeq lists its product as uncharacterized. The record is from RefSeq and is a predicted model, not a curated record. NCBI's taxonomy places the organism in Eukaryota, Fungi, Ascomycota, Eurotiomycetes, Eurotiales, Aspergillaceae. Gene Ontology annotation, biological process: hypoxanthine salvage; adenine catabolic process. Gene Ontology annotation, cellular component: cytosol. The transcript is spliced from 4 exons. Gene Ontology annotation, molecular function: adenine deaminase activity. Bases 341 to 1033 code for a protein of 230 amino acids.
CAGGAACUGGUUAUCCCAGCGCAGAACUAAUCAUAUAAAGUCCGAGAUUUCCUCAGGCUGGGUGAUGCAUGCCAUAUCAUGAAUCAUUACUACGUGUACCUGUUCCAUACAAACAUACAACUUAUGCGGGACAAACUACGUAUAUCAUGCCUGGCUGUUCAUGAUCAAGUGGCAGCAAAUUCCUCACUUUCAGGCCACAACCGCCACUUCCUUCAUACCAAGCAAGACAUAGCUUGGUGUAAAGAUACCAAUAUGAACAUAUUUAAACCAUUCCUGUCAAACGGGACCAUCCGCGAAUAUCGGAAUUUGAUCCGAGACCGACGAUGGGUGCAUCAAACACAUGCUCAAAGUGGAAAUGCACUUCCACAUCGAAGGGACUAUAACACUAGAGCUUCGGUGGUCGCUCUCAGUCAGCCAUGGAACGCCAUUACCAGAUUCCAGGACGGGUAAGCCCUGCCAUAACCUAUCAGCACUGGAAGGCUUGCAUGACCUGCGCCAUGAUUUAGAAGAGGGGAUGUUGAGGGAGGAACGCACCGAUUUUUCCAGCUUUACUAUGAAACGAGUUCAAUCCCAGUGGAUCAUGUGUUUCCUACGAGGCAUAUCCCCGGAAUCUGCAAUGUCGCGGUACAUCGCUGCUCUUCCCUAUCGUGACAUGAUCGCCGGGGUUGGUCUCGAUUUCCUGGAAAGAGAUCGCCCACCUCUCUUUUUCGAAGAUGUAUUUCAAAGAGCGAGGGAUGAUGAUUUGAAGGUAACCUGUUACUGCGACUUGAUUGACCAGCGGGGUGGCACAGGAGCAGGCCGGAUUGACCACGGUCUGCAUGUUGUGGAUGAUCUUUUCCUUCUCGUUAAUGUGAAGCAGAAGGGCCUGGGACUCACAAUUUGCCCUUGCGGCUACUCAUGCUACACCGGCGAGCGCCUGAUUCUGGAACGUAUCGCGCUUCAAAGGUAUGCGGUUGAUAUAUGCUGGGCUUCCACUAGUAUCGCAACGCAAAUCCUGGAGAAAUUACAGGAAUAUCUGAAGCAAGUCUUGUAG